AACAAAGAAACGAUUAUGCCCUCUGUAAAAACUAAUCAAGACAUCAAAAAUAAUAUAAAUUUUAGCAUUAAAUACAGCCGUUGUAUUUUAAAAAUGAUUGGACUGUGGCCAACUUUUGAUAAAAUUUCAACAAUAUGCAAAUACCUUCGACGGUUAUAUAACGCUAUUUGUUAUUGUUUAAUAAUGUUUAUCAUUAUACCUGGAUGGAUAUACAUAUCCCUCGAAGUGGAAAAUAUAUACGACAGAUUAAAAUUCGUCAGUCUAAUGAGCUUCUGCAUGUUAUCGAUCACGAAGUAUCAUUUGAUAAACAUUCACAAAGAUGAUGUCCGCGAUUGUGUCAAACGUAUGGAAUGGGACUGGAAAAAUAUAUCUUACUCAGAAGAUAGAGAAAUUAUGCUAAUGAACGCAAAUUUUGGAAAGAGAUUAAUCAUUGUUACCACCACUGUCACGUACAGUGGUUUUGUCUUUUUUUAUAUAGCUGUACCGAUGAAAAUUGGAAAAAUUCCGGCACAAGAUGCUAAUAUUAGUUUCAUACCCACGAUGUUUCCUUUCCCGAAGUACAUUGCUGAUGUUCGAUACAGUCCAAUAAACGAAAUUGUAUUUCUCGCUCAAUUUAUAUGUGGUUUCUUGCUUCAUGGUGUUACAUCAUCGGUGUGCAGUUUGGCUGCAAUAUUUACAGUUCACGCUUGUGGCCAGAUACAAGUGAUGAUGGUUUGGCUGAAACAUUUGAUAGAAGGUCGGUUAGAUAUGUGUAACAGUGUCGAUCAGCGAAUUGCCAAGAUUAUAAAUCAACACGUUCGAAUAUUAAAAUUUUUAUCACUUAUCGAAAAAAUUCUGCAACAAGUAUCAUACAUGGAAUUUUUAGAAUGUACAAUAAACGUAUGCCUUCUUGGAUAUUGUGCCAUCAUGGAAUGGGAAUCGAAUCAUCUAACGCAAGUCGUAACAUAUCUUAUAUUACUUAUAACGAUUAUAUUCAAUAUUUUUGUAUUUUGUUACAUAGGAGAGCUUUUGGCUAAUCAGUCUAGGAAAAUAGGAGAAGUAACGUAUAUGAUCGAAUGGUACCAAUUAUUCGGAAAGAAAAAGCUAUGCUGCGUUUUGAUAAUCGCAAUGUCCAAUUCAUCUACUAAAUUAACAGCUGGGAAUUUAAUCGAAUUAUCAAUGAGUACUUUUUCUGACGUAAUUAAAACAUCAUUUGCUUUUUUGAAUGUAUUGCGAACAUUAACUUAAAUAUUCUUCAGAAUGCAAUACAACAUAAACUAUUUUAUUAUUUAUUACAUUAGACUGUAAG
This is a messenger RNA of Apis florea (little honeybee), 1288 nucleotides long. RefSeq names its product odorant receptor 43a-like. Gene Ontology annotation, molecular function: odorant binding; olfactory receptor activity. The record is from RefSeq and is a predicted model, not a curated record. Gene Ontology annotation, biological process: sensory perception of smell; detection of chemical stimulus involved in sensory perception of smell. Lineage: Eukaryota; Metazoa; Arthropoda; Insecta; Hymenoptera; Apidae. Gene Ontology annotation, cellular component: plasma membrane.